Pangasianodon hypophthalmus (striped catfish) is the source of this 3152-nucleotide messenger RNA. It is a transcript of the gene hexim1, whose product is annotated as HEXIM P-TEFb complex subunit 1. Gene Ontology annotation, cellular component: cytoplasm; nucleus; nucleoplasm. Bases 1003 to 2037 code for a protein of 344 amino acids. NCBI's taxonomy places the organism in Eukaryota, Metazoa, Chordata, Actinopteri, Siluriformes, Pangasiidae. The transcript has 2 exons. Gene Ontology annotation, molecular function: cyclin-dependent protein serine/threonine kinase inhibitor activity; 7SK snRNA binding. Gene Ontology annotation, biological process: negative regulation of transcription by RNA polymerase II; negative regulation of cyclin-dependent protein serine/threonine kinase activity. The record is from RefSeq and is a predicted model, not a curated record.
GUAAAUAUCCUCAUAGACGAGAGCAGGCACGCUGCUUAGCUAAAGGUGCCAAACUGUUUGGUAUAUUCGACGUGAAAAUGUGUCUUUCCAGAUGUGUUUCGGCUGAUUUCUUAUCGCGUUCCAGUGGAACAAUUACAAAAUAAGCGAUAUAGUUGCUCGGACGCCAUAUCCUGUCGAAACAGGCCUGAUGUUUUGUUAUGAAGGCGCAGCUGUGGUGAAGCUAACGCUAGUUUAACUUCCCUAGCGAGGAAAUGGCUUCUUGGCGAGUCAGGGCAGGCUCUGUUUGGUAACUAGCUAGCUACGUAGCUAACCUAUUUAGGGCAUCACAGCGUGGAGAUAAACACGCAGUUGUUUUGCUGCAGGGAAAUUUACUUCACAGCUAGUUUUCUCCAACGAAACUAGCCUAGUUAGAAAUACACAAAAGCUAGUUUACACAAACUAACAAGCCCGCUAGCUAGUUAACCUAGCUGUGCAAUCUGGCUAAAUAAUCUAGCUUUAUUACAAAAAAAAAAAAAAAAGGCACAGUUGCUAUCAGAGCCAUUGUGGCUGGUGAAUACUGGAAGACUUCUUUUUGUUCAUGUGGGAGACGCACCAAACUGCAUUUUAUUUACAUUGUUCUUAAAUAAACAUACUCUUUCAGUGUUGGCAAUCUUUGCACUACUUGGUAAAGCCCCGUUUAUGUAGCUAGCUAGGUUAGCUAAACACUGACUAGCUAGCAGGCAAACAGAAAAGCUAACACUCCGCAUUCUCUCCUCAUAUUCACGGAAGAUACUUUCGAUGUCUUUGAAAAGACGCUUAUUAAACGUUGGUUCGUUUUUGUAGAGAAAUAACGUCACACUUCGACGUAUAAAAGCAACUUGGCCGUGAAAAUUUGCGUAUUCGUUAACUCGACGAACACACGUUACCAGACACUCAAUGGCUAAGCACUGCUGUGAAUAACGACUACUUUGUGGAUGAAGAGCCUUUAAUCACGUCCGAGGCGCGAGGUGGGAGUGUACAGUUAUGGAGCUGAGUAAAGACGACGCUGCGCCGGAGGCUGAAGACAGGGGGCGCCAGAGAGACGACACGCAGAGUGUCAUCGCGGAGAAACAAGUGCAGCGAAAUCCGCCGGAGUUCUGUCCCGGACUUGUCUCCGGAGACACGCACCCCAUGUGCCGCGCUCGGGAGAGGAGCGAUCCGGAGCCUAAGACUGGCGAUGCUGCCGGUGACGACGGAGACGCGACUGAAAAGACGUCCAGUAAAGCGCAGGGCGAGCGGGACCCCCGGAAUAAGAGGAGGUCCGGCUGCAGUUCCGAGGGCGCACCGGACGGCCGCCAAGGCAAGAAGAAACACCGGCGGCGACCGUCCAAGAAGAAGCGACGCUGGAAGCCGUACUUCAAACUGACCUGGGAGGAGAAGAAGGAACUGGACGAGCGGGAGAGCGCGCGCGCGUCGCGGGUCCGAGCCGAGAUGUUCGCUAAAGGUCUGCCGGUGGCUCCGUACAACACCACUCAGUUCCUGAUGGAGGAGCACGACCGAGAGGAGCCCGACCUGAACACGGAGCGCUGCAACCGCAGGUCUUUCGGUGCGAGUCGGUCCGAAGACACGGCCAGCGAGGAAGACUAUUUCGAGCCCGAUGAGGAGGAGGAAGAGGAAGGUGAAGGCGGAGAAGGCGGCGAGAGCGACGGUAUGGGCCGAGCUGGGGGCGCAGGGGGAGAGUUUCUGCAGCGGGACUUUUCCGAGACCUACGAGCGGUACCACGUAGAGACGCUGCAGAAUAUGUCCAAACAGGAACUGGUGAGGGAGUACCUGGAGCUGGAGAAGAGCAUGUCGCGCCUGGAGGAGGAGAACAACUGGUUGCGGCGCGCGCGGAGAAACCCGGCGACUCCGGGCGAGAGCGCGCAGCGCGUGCACGAGCUGGAGCGCGAGCUGGAGAGACUGAGAGCGCUGAACAGCGAGCUGCUCUUUCACUGCCACCACACUGCGGGACACGCCGUCAACGGAUCUGCCGCCUCAGAGCCCGACAAGGGACACGCCGAGGACACGGACACUCAGUGACCGACAGACGCGCUGGACAAUUCGACAUGUUUCCUUGUUUUUCUUUCUUUUUGUUUGUUUGCGAUUUAUUGUCCUCUGAUCUUAUCCGUUGUCUUACUGUAAAGCUACGGUAGCUAAUGUGAUGCGCUUUCGGCCCGAAAGGUAACGUUCUUCUUUUUCUGACAAGUUUUAAAUAUUGAAUGUGUGUGUGAGGUCCCAUAAAAAUGGUCAGUUAGUUGUAAUGUAGGUUAGGGUUGUUUUGGUUUUUUUUGCACACGUGACUGAAGUUAUUAAAAAAAAAAAAGACUAUUUUGGUUUUAGAGUUAAUACUUCUGGAUCAGUUACGUGUUCAUACUGCACGGGAGAACAACACACACUCAUACACACGUUUGUAAGUUUACCGUAAAGCGACGUGUUUUUUCUCCAUCAGUCCCAGUAAAUGAGCUGUUUGGUAUUUUUCUGCUGGUGCACCUGAUAUUCUGCUAUACACUUAUUAAUGCAUGACCAAGGCAGUAUGUGGGCUAAUAAAACUGUGGAAAACCGUUACUGGCAUUUGUUUUCGUCCAAAUAUAUCAAUUAAAUUAUUUUAAAAAAGCAGUUGUGGGUUUAUUUCAUAUCUUAUCAUUAACACUUUGUUUGAGAUGGACUUGCAGGACAAGGCUCUGAGCGCUCAGAGUUUAAUAACACACUGGUCACAUCCCAAUCCGCUAUUUCUGUGCAUAACAGAAAAAACCCCACAAGAGCGCACUGUGGCCUCUCACAGAUUUGACACAGGCCUACUAGUUAGUGCAGGAGUAUGCAGGGUUUAUAUGUAGCCUACUCUACUCUGCCUUAUCUUGUCUCAUGGUAACAUGAAUCCCCUUCAUCAUCAUAUUUAAUCUGACGCAGAAAUGUUUCCUUCUGUUUCUCGCUUCCUUUUCUGUCUCUCUUAUUUAUUAAUGCAUGUCAUGUUUGCAGAAUGUGUUGGAAAGCGCUCUGUAAUAGAAGAUAAAAUUGUGCUUUAGGAUUCCAGUGAUUUGGAGAAAAGUGCAGUCAUCACAAUGUAUGACAUUUGAAUAUUAUUUGCAUCUGCGUUCGUUUCUCUGCCUUCACUCUUUCUUUCAUCUGAUCUUAUCUAAUAAAGUACAUCCACCUCA